Erinaceus europaeus (western European hedgehog) is the source of this 12683-nucleotide messenger RNA. RefSeq names its product phospholipase C epsilon 1 (gene PLCE1). Gene Ontology annotation, biological process: phosphatidylinositol-mediated signaling; lipid metabolic process; small GTPase-mediated signal transduction. NCBI's taxonomy places the organism in Eukaryota, Metazoa, Chordata, Mammalia, Eulipotyphla, Erinaceidae. Gene Ontology annotation, molecular function: phosphatidylinositol-4,5-bisphosphate phospholipase C activity; guanyl-nucleotide exchange factor activity. Bases 467 to 7420 code for a protein of 2317 amino acids. The record is from RefSeq and is a predicted model, not a curated record. The transcript is spliced from 34 exons.
GGGCUCUCUCUGGAUCCCUGGCACCUGGCAGUUUUUUUUCUCUUUGUGUGUGUGUGCAGUUCUGGCACCCACCUUGCCGCUGAUACACGGUAGCGGGACACUCGGCACGACUCGCGACUGGCGCGUCCCUCAGGGACAUUGCACUCGGGGGGACUCCUGGCAGCACCGACCCGGAGCGGCAAGGAGACAUUCAAAUUGGAUGUUUAAAUAUUUGAAAGUCAGUGAUGGAUCAGAAGUUGCAGAAUGCAGUGAAACUCUCUAAAACAAUUUGCUUCAUAUAACAGAUGGAAAAACAUAUAGCACAAAUAGGAAGUUAUAUUUAUUUGAUUCUUAAUUACACCUGAAUGAAAGGAACUAACACUUUAUUUCUCAGAGGACAUCCCAUAUCUGAGAACAUUUAAAUAAAAUAUUGACAUGGUCACUAGGGAGAAGUAGACUAAUAGCUAAAACCUAUGUAUUAGUCAGGAUGACUUCUGAAGAAAUGACAACUUCUGUUCUCAUACCUGUGUUUCAGAGAAAAAUAGAAUCUGCUCAGUCAACUUUAGAUGAAAAUAGUGAAAGGGCGUCAGAGGCAAGUGCUACAAAGGCACAUAUUGUCAGACAGAGUGGCCAGGCUUCUCAGAUCAUCUCACAACUGGACAAGCUUGAAGAAGAGUCUUGUGGAAGCAACUUGCCUAAGAUACUUUCAGUGACAGGGGAGAAAAUAAUGAGUGGUGAGAACAGUAAUGAAAAGUUCUGGGAGAAAAGCAUGCCAGAUUCUGUGAAAAAUCUUAACAUCAACUGCAACAAUAUACUGACAAACCAUCAUUGUGCCCAUUCUCAGAGUCAAUAUUAUGAAACAUGCGAUUCUGUGGUAGAGGAAGAUCUCUGUUCGGAAACUGGAAUCUCUUCUUCACGAGAAAGAAAAGUGUUUCCUGGAAUUCAACUGGAAAUAGAUGGGCCUUCCAUGGACAUUAAUCCCUUUGGAAAUCAGUCAACAGUCAUAGAGACUAACAGGACACACCCUGACAACAAUAUGGCGAUAUUUCGCUUUCACUAUGAAGUUGACAGAAGAGUGGCAGAUACUUUCUGUACCCUUUCGGAUAACUUAAUUUUGGAUGAUUGUGGAAACUGUGUACCGCUGCCUGGUGUUGGGAAGGAGCAAAAGAAAGAAUACGUGGCAUAUACUUGUGAACUGAGGGAAUUGGCAGGUAACUGUGAUAAUGAGAAUGGGCAGCUGCAAUGUGAUCAUUGUGACACUUUGACUGACAAAUACUUGUGCUUCAAAGGUUCUUGCAGGAAGGCCAGCGUGGUAAAUUCAGGUGACAGCUUUUGCAGGGAGGAUUUCACUGACAUUCCACCUGCAGAGACCUUUCUGAGCCAUUUUGAGGACUUCCCUGAUAACUGUGAGGAUGUAGAAGGAGAUUUUUUCAAAAACAAAAAGGAACGCUCCACUUUACUAGUGAGAAGAUUUUGUAAAAAUGACAGGGAAGUUAAGAAAUCUGUGUACACUGGGACAAGGGCCAUUGUGAGAACUCUGCCAUCUGGUCACAUUGGACUGAAAGCUUGGAGUUAUAUUGAUCAAAAAAGAACUGUUCUCUUGUCUUCUGAGGGCAAAAUGGUGGAUCAUCUAUCAACAGCCAUAAUUAGGCAAGAUAGGAGCCAGUGUCUUUCGGAAGUGCGGUGGUAUCCGAUCUACAAUGCAAUGAGAAGAGGAGAAGAAACAGAAGAUAGAACUGGAUCUCUUCUCCAUUUCUUUACAAAGCUCCCAGCCUCUGAUAAAGCACAUGAACGGAUUAGCAUUGGUCCAAAUUUAAAGCAGUGUGUCCCAGACACUGUAUGUGAGUAUCGUGCCACCCUUCAGCGGACUUCCAUCUCUCAAUACAUCACUGGUUCUCUCCUUGAAGCCACCACAUCUUUAGGAGCAAGAAGUGGCCUUCUCAGUACUUUUGGAGGAUCCACAGGGCGAAUGAUGCUGAAAGAACGUCAACUGGGCACCUCUAUGGCCAAUUCCAGUGCCCUCCCUUCAAGUGCAGCUGGGAUCAGCAAGGAACUUAUUGAUCUGCAGCCCCUCAUCCAGUUUCCAGAGGAAGUUGCCAGUAUCCUGAUGGAGCAGGAACAGAAUAUUUACCGACGAGUCUUGCCAGUUGACUACCUUUGCUUUUUGACUCGGGACUUGGGCAAUCCAGAAUGUCAGAAGUCCCUGCCCUGCCUCCAAGCAUCCAUCUCAGCAUCAAUACUUACCUCCCAGAAUGCAGAAAACAAUGCCCUUGAAGAUCUUGUGAUGAGAUUUAAUGAGGUGAGCUCCUGGGUGACAUGGCUGAUCCUCACAGCAGGCUCCAUAGAGGAGAAGCGGGAAGUCUUCUCAUAUCUGGUGCAUGUGGCCAAAUGCUGCUGGAACAUGGGCAACUACAAUGCUGUCAUGGAGUUCUUGGCUGGUCUCAGGUCUCGAAAAGUUUUAAAAAUGUGGCAGUUUAUGGACCAGUCUGACCUGGAGACCAUGAGGAGCCUGAAGGAUGCCAUGGCUCAGCACGAGUCUUCCUGUGAGUACAGGAAAGUGGUGACCAGGGCGCUGCAUAUCCCCGGCUGUAAGGUGGUUCCAUUCUGUGGGGUGUUUCUGAAGGAACUCUGUGAAGCCCUUGAUGGAGCCUCUGCAUUCAUGAAACUUUGCCCGAGAUAUAAUUCCCAAGAAGAAACUUUAGAGUUUGUAGCUGAUUAUAGCGGACAAGAUAAUUUCUUAAAGCGAGUAGGACAAAAUGGCUUAAAGAAUUUAGAGAAGGAGUCCACAGUCAACAGCAUCUUUCAGAUCAUCAGGAGUUGUAGUCGGAGUCUGGAGAUAGAAGAAGAAGACAGUUCUGGCGAAGGGAACAGCUCCAGGAAGAACUCUUUGAAGGAGAAGGCUCGGUGGCAGUUUAUAAUUGGAGACUUGUUGGAUUCUGAAAAUGACCUCUUUGAUCAGCCCAAAGAAGGGGAUCUUCAUGGAUCAGAGGAGCCACAGAAGGCCUUUGACCAUGGGACAGAGCUCAUCCCAUGGUAUGUGCUGUCCAUUCGGGCUGACGUGCACCAGUUCCUGCUCCAGGGGGCCACAGUCAUCCGUUACGACCAGGACACACACCUCUCUGCCCGCUGCUUUCUCCAGCUUCAGCCUGACAAUAGCACUUUGACCUGGAUAAAGCCCACCACUGCCUCCCCAAACAGUGCAAGACCAAAACUCAGUGUGCUUAGUAACACGCCGGAGCCUGGCAAAUUCCCAUUAUUGGGCAACACUGGGUUAAGUGGCCUGGCAGAGGGCGUCUUGGACCUGUUCUCAGUGAAGGCUGUGUAUAUGGGACACCCUAGCAUUGAUAUACACACUGUGUGUGUUCAGAACAAACUGGGUGGUAUGUUUCUCUCUGAGACUGGUGUGACACUACUCUAUGGACUUCAAACCACAGACAAUAGAUUAUUACACUUCGUGGCACCAAGACAUACAGCUAAAAUGCUUUUCAGUGGAUUGUUGGAACUCACGAGUGCUAUGAGAAAGAUGAGGAAGUUCCCGGAUCAAAGACAACAGUGGUUGCGGAAACAAUAUGUCAGCCUCUAUCAGGAGGAUGGCCGGUUUGAAGGUCCAACUUUGGCUCAUGCUGUGGAGUUGUUUGGGGGCAGACGAUGGAGUACUCGAAACCCUAGCCCUGGGACAUCAGCCAAGAGUACUGAGAAGCCCAACAUGCAGAGAAACAACACCUUGAGCAUAAACACCACCAAGAAAAAGAAGAAGAUUCUUAUGAGGGGUGAGAGUGGAGAGGCAACUGACGAUGAAAUGGCCACCAGAAAGGUCAAAAUGCACAAAGAAUGUCGGAGCCGAAGUGGAUCCGAUCCUCAAGAUGUUAAUGAACAAGAAGAAUCAGACCUGAACACCACCACUACCCUUCCUAACCCUCUCCAUUCCAGAAGAGCCCACUCUUUGACCACGGCUGCCUCUCCUAACUUGUCUACAGGGACAUCAUCUCCCAUCAGGCCAGUGUCUUCCCCUGUGCUGUCUUCUUCAAACAAGAGCCCAUCCAGUGCUUGGAGCAGCAGCAGUUGGCAUGGACGCAUCAAAGGAGGAAUGAAGGGCUUUCAGAGCUUCAUGGUUUCAGACAGUAACAUGAGUUUUGUGGAAUUUGUUGAGCUGUUCAAAUCAUUCAGUGUAAGGAGCCGCAAAGACCUGAAGGACCUCUUUGACAUCUACGCUGUGCCCUGCAACCGAGCUGGACUGGAGCCAACCCCACUUUAUACCAAUCUGAUCAUUGAUGAAAACAUCAGCAGUCUUCAGCCUGACCUAGACUUGUUGACCAGAAAUGUCUCUGACUUGGGAUUGUUCAUUAAAAGUAAACAGCAGUUAUCAGACAACCAGAGGCAAAUAUCUGAUGCCAUUGCUGCUGCAAGUAUCGUGACAAAUGGCACUGGGGUGGAGAGCACAUCCCUGGGCAUCUUUGGGGUGGGUAUACUCCAGCUCAAUGACUUCCUCGUGAAUUGCCAAGGAGAACACUGCACUUAUGAUGAGAUCCUCAGCAUCAUUCAGAAGUUCGAGCCCAGUGUUAGUAUGUGUCAUCAGGGCCUGAUGUCAUUUGAAGGAUUUGCAAGGUUUCUGAUGGAUAAAGAUAAUUUUGCCUCAAAAAACGAUGAGUCACAAGAGAAUACUAAAGAAUUGCAACUGCCCCUCUCCUAUUAUUACAUUGAAUCUUCACACAAUACCUACCUCACAGGCCAUCAGCUCAAAGGAGAAUCCUCAGUAGAACUCUACAGCCAGGUCCUCCUUCAAGGCUGUCGGAGCGUAGAAUUGGACUGCUGGGAUGGAGAUGAUGGGAUGCCCAUCAUUUAUCACGGACACACACUGACGACCAAGAUCCCCUUCAAGGAUGUGGUUGAAGCCAUUGAUCGCAGUGCCUUCAUCAACUCUGACCUGCCAAUCAUUAUAUCAAUUGAGAACCACUGUUCUUUACCUCAGCAACGAAAAAUGGCAGAAAUUUUUAAGACUGUAUUUGGAGAAAAGCUGGUGGCUAAAUUCUUAUUUGAGAGUGAUUUCUCAGAUGAUCCAAUGCUUCCCUCACCUGAUCAACUUAGAAGAAAAGUGCUUCUUAAAAAUAAGAAGCUAAAAGCCCAUCAGACACCAGUGGACAUCUUGAAACAAAAGGCUCACCAAUUAGCAUCCAUGCAGGCUCAGACUUAUAACGGUGGGAAUGCCAACCCCUCACCUGCAAAUAAUGAAGAAGAGGAAGAUGAAGAAGAUGAAUAUGAUUAUGACUAUGAAUCUCUCUCAGACGCAGAUGUCCUUACUGCUUCUCCUGUUCCUAACAGUCAGGAAGACAAUAUUCUAGAAGACAGACCUGAAAAUAAGUCGUGUAAUGACAAGCUUCAGUUUGAAUAUAGUGAAGAAAUACCCAAGAGAAUAAAGAAAUCAGAUAAUACUGCUUCCAACAAAGGCAAGGUUUAUGACAUGGAACUGGGGGAAGAAUUUUACCUUCCUCAAAAUAAAAAGGAAAGCAGACAGAUUGCACCAGAGCUUUCUGACCUUGUCAUCUACUGUCAAGCAGUAAAAUUUCCAGGCCUGUCAACUCUAAAUGCAUCUGGCUCUAACAGAGGAAAAGAAAGAAAAAGCAGGAAGUCCAUUUUUGGCAACAAUCCGGGCAGAAUGAGCCCUGGGGAGACAGCACCGUUCAACAAAACAUCUGGAAAAAGUUCCUGUGAAGGAAUGCGCCAGGCCUGGGACGAAACUUCUUCCCCCCUCAACCCAACCACGUCCCUCAGCGCUAUUAUUAGAACUCCCAAAUGUUACCAUAUCUCAUCGCUGAAUGAAAAUGCCGCCAAACGUCUGUGUCGCAGGUAUUCUCAGAAACUGAUCCAGCACACUGCCUGUCAGCUGCUGAGAACGUACCCAGCUGCCACCCGCAUUGACUCAUCCAACCCCAACCCCCUCAUGUUCUGGCUCCAUGGAAUACAGCUCGUGGCACUCAACUACCAGACUGAUGAUCUUGCUUUACACUUAAAUGCUGCCAUGUUUGAGGCCAAUGGUGGCUGUGGUUAUGUUUUAAAACCCCCAGUUCUGUGGGACAAGAACUGUCCCAUGUAUCAGAAAUUUUCUCCUUUGGAAAGAGACCUGGACAACAUGGAACCUGCCAUCUAUUCUUUAACUAUCGUCUCUGGUCAAAAUGUGUGCCCAAGCAACAGCACAGGAAGCCCGUGCAUUGAAGUUGACGUUUUGGGCAUGCCGCUGGACAGCUGCCACUUCCGCACCAAGCCCAUCCAUCGCAAUACUCUGAACCCCAUGUGGAACGAACAGUUUCUCUUCCGGGUUCACUUUGAAGAUCUCCUAUUUCUUCGUUUCGCAGUUGUAGAGAACAACAGCUCAGCAGUAACUGCCCAGAGGAUCAUUCCUCUCAAGGCUUUAAAGCGAGGAUAUCGACAUCUUCAGCUACGAAACCUCCACAAUGAAGUGUUAGAGAUCUCUAGUUUAUUCAUUAACAGUCGAAGGAUGGAAGAAAAUUCCUCUGGCAGUAUUGUACCGGCCUCCUUGAUGUUUAACACAGAAGAACGAAAAUGUCUGACUCAAAGAGUCACUGUGCAUGGGGUCCCAGGUCCAGAACCCUUUAAAGUUUUCUGUAUAAAUGGAGGCACCAAGGCAAAACAGCUUCUCCAACAAAUUACAGCCACUGAACAAGGCAACAAACCUAUUGCCACCGAUUACUUUUUAAUGGAAGAAAAAUAUUUUAUAUCUAAAGAAAAGAAUGAAUGCAGGAAACAACCGUUCCAGAGAGUUGUUGGGCCUGAAGAAGAGAUCAUGCAGAUUUUAAACAGCUGGUUUCCAGAAGAGGGUUAUGUUGGCAGGAUUGUCUUAAAAACACAAAAGGAAAACCUAGAAGAGAAAAGCAUCAUCCAAGAUGAUAAGGAGGUGAUCUUGAGCUCAGAGGAAGAGAGUUUCUUUGUCCAAGUACAUGACGUUUCACCGGAGCAACCUCGUACAGUCAUCAAAGCACCUCGAGUCAGCACCGCACAAGAUGUCAUUCAGCAGACCUUAUGCAAAGCCAAAUAUUCUUAUAGCAUUCUAAGCAACCCCAACCCAAAUGACUAUGUACUUUUGGAAGAAGUAGUAAAAGACACUACCACCACCAAGAAGACUUCUACCCCAAAGUCCUCCCAGAGGGUCCUUUUGGAUCAGGAAUGUGUGUUUCAAGCCCAGAGCAAGUGGAAAGGUGCAGGAAAAUUCAUCCUUAAACUCAAGGAGCAGGUACAGGCAUCCAGAGAAGACAAGAGAAAAGGCAUUUCUUUCACAAGUGAACUAAAGAAACUCACCAAGUCAACUAAACAGCCACGAGGACUCACAUCACCUUCCCAGGCAUUGGCCCCAGAAAAUGUCCAAAACAAAGAGGAGAGAUCUGUGGGUGGCUUGUCCUCUCCUGACUUGAUAGACUAUCGGCAGUGACCCAGGGGUGCAAAUCUUUUCCCCCAGGUGAAGAAUUGUUAUUUUUGUUUUCUGACUAACGCACUGCUCAACUCUGGCUUUUGGUGCAGUGAGUUGAACCUGGAAACUUGGAACCUCAGGCCUGAGAGUCUGUGUGCAUAAUCAUUAUGCUAUCUGCCUCAACUGAAGAUCUUUGGACAAAGCAAAGUCAAAACUGAGUACAGUAGAAGCAAAUUUAAUUUUCUUGUUUUCAUUUGCACUUAAACUGGAAAUUGACGAUUUAUGAACUGAAGCCCUUCUUCAUAUGUGAUGUGAAAUCCAUGCCAAAAGCAAAAUGGUAAAGGGCAACCAACUAAUUUACUAAUGAGUGGAGAAGCAGAGAAGCCAAGGAGAUUACCACUAACAACAGCCAGCAUCUUGCAAUGACUGAAUUAGAGCAAGAGACAGAAAACCUUGCCAGUAAAGGGUCAGACAAUAAAUAUUUUAGACUUGUUGGGCCUUCCAGUCUUAGUUGCAGCUCUCAACAGUGUGUGCACAUAAAUAUUCCAGUAAAACCACUUAGAGACUGAAAUUGGAAUUUCAAAUAAUUUUCACAAGUUUUCCUUUUUUUUUUUUUCAGUCAUUUGAAAAUGUUAAACUAUUAUUCAAGGGCCAUACAAAAACAGGAAGCAGGUGGAAUUUGGUCCCAGGGUCAUAGUUUACUGAGCUGACUUAGAAAACUGGGAACAAGAGACGCAGAUGUCUGAAAACAAGCAAACUAGUCAUAUACUUUAUGGCUGACAUUUUGGGGCAUUGAAAAUGUAAAUAUGUUCUGUAAGAUUGAGAAAAAGUAAUUUAAUGUUCUAAUAUUACAUUUCAUAAUGAUUUUCAUUAGAAUUUCUGUGUGUAGAAAUUUUUUAAGCUUCCUACUUACAAAUUUAAAGGUUAUUCUACUUUAGCACAAAAUCAAUUUAGAAUGAUGUACAAUUUAUUUGUUGCGUUGUGAUGUCUUAACAAGGUACUUUAUUGUUUUUUAAAAGCAAGUGUAGACUGAGUUAUGUUUAGACUUAUUUAUUUUGAAAAGUUUGUACUGACACUGUACUUGUAUAUUUAUUAUACAUACUUUCUUGAUAUUGUUUAUGGAUUAGGAGGAUCAGUGGUUCUAUCUCUAUUUGGAGAUAAGUCUAAAUGGAAAAUGUAUGUUCUGAAGACCUGAAAUAGGACAGAAUUUCAUGUUUAAAAAAAACAAAAAACUUCAUUUUCACUUCUGAUUAACUGAAGAGCUAUUGAAACAAGUCAUAAUUUGCCAUUUAAUUUAAGCAUUUUGAAAACUUUUUUGUAUAAAGCUCUCCUGUAAGUAUAAAUGUUAAUUAUUAUUAUUGGUAUGGAGCAAACUAAGACUUUCUUAAGUGAAUUAUGCCACCCUCUACAGAAAAACCCAAAGUUCUACUGAUAUAAAAUUCUGACAUUUCCUUCCAAUUAUAAAUCACACUGAAAAUCCCAACCUUUACUUUAAGUUUUUACCAGUUACAAAAAUGAAUAAAACAAUACCAACUUCUUUGCUUAUUUUAAGAACAUAAAUGCUAAAAAAUACACAUCACACAACUUGGGUGGCACUGAAAAUUCUUACUACAAACCUUACUGAUGGAACCACCAUUAGUUUAUCUGCAGAAUUCAGUUCAUUCCAAUUAAUUUGUAUAGCACCAAGUUUAUCUUUAAAAUAAAAUAACACAUGCACAGUGCUAUUUCUAAAAUUUUCCAGAGGGAGUCGGUGGUAGUGCAGCGGGUUAAGCGCAGGUGGUGUAAAGCAGCGCAAAGCGCAAGGACCGGCAUUAAGAUCCCAGUUCAAAUCCCCAGUUCCCCACCUGCAAGGGAGUCACUUUACAAGCGGUGAAACAGGUCUGCAGGUGUCUGUCUUUCUCUCCCCUCUUCUGUCUUCCCUUCCUCUCUCCAUUUCUCUCUGUCCUAUCCAACAACAAUGACAUCAAUAACAACAACAACUACAAUAAUAAGGGCAAUAAAAGGGAAUAAAUAAAUUAAAAACUUUUUUUUCCAGAAACAGAAAUCAGGAGAUGACGCAGUGAGUACAACAUAUACCUUACCUUACCACGCACAGGGCCCCUAGGCUGACAACCCUACACACACGCACGCACGCACGCACGCACGCCAGGGACAGCAUCAAGGAAACUUCAUGGAUGGUGCUGUGGUAAUUUGGUAUCUCUCCCUCACCCUCUUUACCAAAAAAAAAAAGAAAGAAAAAAGACAAAACUAAAAAUUGGGUCAGGGAAGUCACUCAGCAGUGUCACAGAAGAUACGGGAUUCAUAUCCUGGUAUUGUUUCAUAUAUAUAUAUAUAUAUAUAUAUAUAUAUAUAUAUAUAAUUAUUCUAUAGAACCACUUUAUCAAACUUCUAUAAACUCACUGGCAUAUAUUAUUCAGAUCUGGCCGAAACUAUAGAUUUAUCUCCUGACCUUGAGACUUUCUACUUUGAUCCCACCCUAUCUCUCACAGCCUUUGGCACAAUUUGUCCAAGGCAGAACAAAAUUGAAAUUUUCCCAUGAGUUUGAAUGUGAGAGGUCAUCACAGCAAAUGUGAGUCUAGUCUACUGCCUGGAUGUUGCAACCCAACUUGGUAAUCCACUCCACUCAAGUAAAAGUACACAAUACACCAUAUUUGAGUCUGGGGAAAGAAAUAUUACUCAGAACUGUAACACACCUACUUCAUGUUUACCAAAACAUGCAGUUUUUUUUACUUACAGCUUAUCUGAAUUACUCAGCUUUAUUAGUAGGCCAAAUUAAAUAAGUUAUCCUAUUAUGAAAUAGCGACCUACCUGGACUAUACCCAUUACCACUUGAUAUAAAUGGGAAACUUUUUAUCAGUAAAGUUGAUAUGGGAAAGAAUAUAAAUAUAAAAGCUGGUCUUACUACAAGAUUUUUAGGUGAGGAAGAAUCACUUCAAGAAACCCAUGUAGAAAUAAAAAGAAAGGGGCAUGAACGCUUUGUUGAUGCCAACUUUGGGAAAUUCUAUUACAAGAAAGGAUUAGAUUAAAAAAAUGAAUGUGAAGUAUAACAGGAAAAAUAAACUAAUAUCCUUUCAAGUAACCUGUUCAUCUGGAAUUGACUUUUCUGCAAAAUAUGAGAUUAUAAGAAGGUAUUAAGGAAAUGAGGGUAAAUUUGAGGAUAAAUUUAGUAAGUAAUAACACUAACUGAGCAGAAACUACCCUCUUAAGGAAAAGCUUCUUUUCAUGCCAUCUGCAAAUAACAUUUAUUUAUAAAUUCUCUAGCUUGGUUGUGAAUGUAGAGUCCAGCUCAGCAAAUGACUUCCAGAUGCUUGUUUUUAGUCAAAUUUGCUUUCAUAUGAAAAUAUUUCCCAUCUUAAUGGCCCUGUAGACAUUGUUGAAGCAUAUGUACUCUAAAAAUGUCCAGGCAAGAGACUGCUUACUCAGUAAAGCACACACUUUACCGUGGUCAAGGACUAAAUUCAGGCUGCCAGCAACACAUGGAAAUACCAUACACAAGCAGAAACGUCACAAGUGUUAGAACAAUGUUGUGGCAUAUUUCCUCUCUGUUUUUCUUUUCUAUCUGUGAAUGAAAGGAGAAGAAAUGGUCCAUUGGUUGUGGUGUACAAAGUCCACUUUUGAAGAGAUGGUGGUGGUUUACAUCUCCCCCUUCUUCUGUUCUCUCCCUUCUCACACUUCUGUAUCCUCUUUCUUUGCCCAGACAUUCAUAGGUAUUGCUUAAUUCUGGAAAGUAACCAGAGCUGUUUAUUGCUGAGAUCUAACUCUGCCACCCAUGCCAAUAGAAAAGUAAGAUCUUCCUGGCCGAUGUCUUUGGAGAGGGAGAGAGUGUAUAAAGGGCAAAGUGCUCUCUAAGUGGCAGCCUCUGACCACUUUCAGCUGCUCGUCUCAUGUCAACAAGAGGUAAAUACUCUUGCUGUCCAAAAAGGAAUUAUAUAUAUUUUUUAUUUUUUUAUAUUUAUUUUUAUUUAUUCCCUUUUAUUGCCCUUGUUGUUUUAUUGUUGUAAUUAUUGUUGUCAUUGUUAUUGGAUAGGACAGAGAGAAAUGGAGAGGGGAGGGGGAAGACAGAGAGAGGGAGAGAAAGACACCUGCAGACCUGUUUCACCACUUGUGAAGCGACACCCCUGCAGGUGGGGAGCCAGGGCUUGAACCGGGAUCCUUAUGCGGGUCCUUGUGCUUAGCGCCACCUGCGCUUAACCCGCUGCGCUACAGCCGACUCCCUUUUUUUUUUUUAUUUAAAAAAGGAAGCAUUGACAAAAACCAUAGGAUAAGAGGGAUACAACUCCACACAGUUCCCACCACCAGACCUCCAUAUCCCAUCCCCUCCCCGAUAGCUUUCCUAUUCUUUAACCCUUUGGGAGUAUGGACCUAAGGUCAUUGUGGGAUGCAGAAGGUGGAAGGUCUGGCUUCUGUGAUUGCUUCCCCAGUGAACAUGGGUGUUGACUGGCCAAUCCAUACUUCCAGUCUGCCUCUCUCUUUCCUUAGUGGGGUGGGGCUCUGGGGAAGCGGAGCUCCAGGACACAUUGGUGGGGUUGUCUGUCCAGGGAAGUCUGGUCAGCAUCAUGCUAGCAUCUAGAAAUUAAAGGCUGGAAUACAGCAGAUGAAGAGUUAGGGUUCCUCCAUUUUGUAGAUAGCUAGUAGGCAUAUUUUAGUUAUAUUCCAAAGGGCCUGUGGCUACACUAGUUUUUGUUUUGUUUUGUUUUGUUUUUUCCCUGAGCCUGAAAUCUAAAUGUAAAGAAAUGAUAAAAAAACUAUCUGGCCCUGACUUUCCAUGACACAAUCUUUCAGUAACAAUUUAUGUGUUCUCUAUGCAUCAACUUCUAAAAAGUAACCUUUGGUUGAUGACCAAAGUUUGACAUAGGGAUACCUGAAAUAAGCACUUUUAGACUGAGACAAAGAUUUAACACCCACUAGAGCCCACUUCACAUUUAGGUGCCUAGCACAAUGCUAAGCACAGAGUAGGUGCUUACUACUUGUGUAGUUUAAAAAGGAUACAAUCUAGUGUAGCCUCAGAAUAUGUGUAUAUGCUAUUGUUAUAAAUGGUAUUAUUAUAAAACUCACUGACACAAGACUAAGUUAAUGCUCAAAUAGAUAUUGCCCUCAAACUCGUAAGAUAUUCAAAUACUAGAUGUAUUGCUUCACUGUGAGUUCUCUAAAUGUGUUACAAGGUUAAAAGUAUUGUACAAGUGUGAAAUAGUUGAAUUUCUGAUUCUUCACCUAUAGUUUGUACUGCCAAAGCAUAAAUGUAUUUGUAUGUUUAGAGAAUAAAUGGUUUGUGACAUGUAUGUGA